This is a messenger RNA of Trichoderma reesei QM6a, 1713 nucleotides long. RefSeq lists its product as uncharacterized. The transcript is spliced from 4 exons. Bases 1 to 1713 code for a protein of 570 amino acids. NCBI's taxonomy places the organism in Eukaryota, Fungi, Ascomycota, Sordariomycetes, Hypocreales, Hypocreaceae. Gene Ontology annotation, biological process: fatty acid metabolic process. The record is from RefSeq and is a predicted model, not a curated record. Gene Ontology annotation, molecular function: medium-chain fatty acid-CoA ligase activity.
AUGUCCGCGUCUGCGUCUGCGUCUGCCGCCGCCCUGCCUCGCCUGCCCGUCUUCGAAGCCGUGGCCCGGCACGAUGCCGCCUCCCUCGCCGUGGUCCACUCGCUGUCUGGCCGCCGCUUCGCCUACGGCCAGCUGCUGGGCGACGUGCGCCGAGCCCGGCAUCGGCUGCUCGAGGCGCGGGGGAGGGGCCAAGGCGAGGAUCUCGACGGCGAGAGGGUCGCCUUUCUGGUAGAGAAUAGCUACGACUACGUAGUCACCUUCCUGGCCAUCCUCGCCGCCCGCGCCAUAGCCGUGCCGCUGUCUCCUGCCUUUCCCAUCCCCGAGCUGGAGUAUGUCGUCAACCACAGCGAGGCAUCGCUGCUCGUCUCGUCGCCCAAGUUCGCCUCCAAGGCCCAGCAGGUCCUGGCCGCAGACCUGACGUCCAAGCCAACCUACGUGGAGAUACCCAAGCACAUUGAAAGUGCUGUCGCAGACGGCGAGCAUGUCCCCCUGGAAGACGAUCUCAACCCGGGCCAAGCAGGCCUCAUGCUCUACACAUCGGGCACCACCAACAAGCCGAAAGGCGUCCUGCUCCCCCAGUCCGUCCUAACCGCCCAGGCCCGCUCCCUCCAUGAGGCCUGGGAAUACUCUCCCGCAGACCACCUCCUGCACCUCCUGCCCCUGCACCACAUCCACGGCGUCGUCAACGCCAUCCUCACCCCCCUCAUCGCCGGCUCCUCCAUCGAGUUCAUGUUCCCCUUCAACGCAGACGCAGAGAAAAUCACCUUCUUCACCGCCGUCCCAACGAUAUACAGCCGCCUCCUCAACACCCACAAGUCCCUCCCCGCCGACGUCCGCGCCGCCUCCCGGGAAGCCAUCUCCCCGCACAACCUCCGCCUCAACAUCUCGGGCUCCGCCGCCCUCCCCACCCCGGUCAAGUCCGCCUGGGCCUCCCUCAGCAACGGCAACGUCCUCCUCGAGCGCUACGGCAUGACAGAGGUCGGCAUGGCCCUCUCCUGCGGCCUCUCCUUCGCCGACCGCGUCGACGCCUCCGUCGGCUGGCCCUUGCCCUCCGUCCAGGCCCGCCUCGUCGACGUCGACUCGGGCGAGCUCAUCCCCCUGGGCCAAGACGUCGAUGCCCAAGGCCGCGAGCGAUCAGGCGAGAUCCAACUCCGCGGCCCAACAAUCUUCAAGGAGUACUGGCGCAACCCCUCCGCCACGGCCAAGGAGUUCACGCAUGCUGAUCCCGACGAUGGCCUCGGCCCCUGGUUCAAAACAGGCGACGUCGCCGUCCGCCGCCCCGUCCCCACCGCAGGCCUCAACUCCCUCCGCCAGCCCUGGGCCCACGGCCCGCUCUACUUCAUCCAGGGCCGCAAGUCCGCCGACAUCAUCAAGACGGGCGGCGAAAAGGUCAGCGCCCUCGAGGUCGAGCGCGAGCUCCUCUCCCUCCCGCAGGUCGCAGAGGCCGCCGUCGUCGCCGUCCCCAGCGGCUCCUGGGGCCACAAGGUCGGCGCCGUCGUCGUCCUCGACCCGGCUGCCGUCCCCGACGACGGCCGCAAGUGGUCCGCCCUCGACAUGAGGCGCGCCCUCAAGCCCAGGCUCGCAAACUACAAGAUCCCGCAGGUCAUGAAGGUCGUCGACAGCAUCCCCCGCAACGCCAUGGGCAAGAUCAACAAGAAGCAGCUUGUCAGCGCCGUCUUUGCCGAUGAGCAUAGCGGCGAUGAGGCUGCCUAG